UGCAGAAUGGACACAGCUUGAUUGUUGAUACGGCCAAACACAUCGGAACACAUGUCCUCUCGAGCGCUAGUGUCUUCCGCUUCUAGGGCUGCCGGCCGCGAGUGCCCUCGCGCUGGCCGCGAGCGGGUGACGGGGCGAAGUGAUGAGUGCUGCCCAACCCGCGAGCAUGCCCCCUGUGCAGCACGUUUGACUGCGAGGCCUAGCAACAGGUUAGACGAGGUGAGGCGGUGAAGGCCUCAAAGGUUUGAGCCGCGCAGUGAUCGCCAGGGCCAAAAUCAAAGCGGCAAAGAGCAGAACCACGGCUGCAGUCAGAGGCAACGGCGCAGGCACGGCAGCAGUUUCGGAGAAGAUUUCGAACCCGACUUCGCCUUGAAGCGGGCCUUGACCUGCGGGCCAAGGCUUCCCGCCCAGAGCCGCUCGUGAGGCUAUGGUUCGGAGCUCGCGCCUCGCAAUACGCCGCCAUGUGCCGGAGGUGGAGGGGGCCUCCGACCCACGGUGCCAGCCCGACGCCGCCCGACGGGCGAAGGGCGGUGCCGUUGCACCAGCUUGACAUGUGGAGCCGGUGCUCUGGCGUGUCGGGAAUGAUGGCCGGCAGUACGUAGCCCUCUUCGGCCAUGGUGAUCGC
Messenger RNA from Emiliania huxleyi CCMP1516, 625 nucleotides. RefSeq lists its product as hypothetical. NCBI's taxonomy places the organism in Eukaryota, Haptophyta, Isochrysidales, Noelaerhabdaceae. The transcript has a single exon. The record is from RefSeq and is a predicted model, not a curated record. The annotation marks the transcript as partial.